Messenger RNA from Arabidopsis lyrata subsp. lyrata, 558 nucleotides. Its product is annotated as defensin-like protein 4. Lineage: Eukaryota; Viridiplantae; Streptophyta; Magnoliopsida; Brassicales; Brassicaceae. The coding region runs from base 122 to 367 and encodes 81 amino acids. Gene Ontology annotation, biological process: defense response. The transcript is spliced from 2 exons. The record is from RefSeq and is a predicted model, not a curated record.
UUGCAGCAUAUGUUUCAUUUGUGCAUGGACUUAACAAGAUGAAAAGACUUACCAUUACAUAAUUAUAAAUAGAAGUUGGUUUUACGCUUAUUAUCUCACGUAAAGUAGCUAGUUAUUAGUCAUGGCUAAGCUUGCUACCAUCAUCAUCACGGUUAUAUUCGAUGCUCUUGUUCUCUUUGCUGCUUUUGAAGCACCAAUAAUGGUGGAAGCACAAAAGUUGUGCGAGAGGCUUAGUGGUACAACGUUGGGAGUCUGCGGAAACAGUAAUGCGUGCAAGAAUCGGUGCAUUCUACUGGAGGGAGCACGACAUGGUUCUUGCAACUUUAUCUUCCCAUAUCACAGAUGUGUCUGUUACUUCCCAUGUUAAUUUACCAAAAAACUUUCAAGGUCUUAUCGUGCAUGUAUUUUACAUAUAAUAAGUCUAUGUCACUCCAUGGGUGACUUUAUGACAUGUAUGCUUGUGUUUCAAUGUUUGGUUCUGUUAAAGUAUAAACGUUUCUUAAGUGUUAGAACCGUUUGUUAGCAUGUACAAACUAGAAUAAGGAUCUGAUUUUUAAA